AUGACUCGAUUAAGCGUUGUUUUGAUUAUCGUUAUUUUUGCUUUCAUCUUCCUACCAACGUCUCUUGAAGCUAGAAAGCUUUUGAAUUUAGAGAAGAAAGAAGUUCCUUCAUCCGAGGAUAAUUUUGUUGGAAGCACCUUCGUCAGGGAGCCUACGAAAAUACUUCCUGCUAGUGAUCAUAAAGGGCAUGCUAUGGCUAAUAAAGAAAAGCUCUUUGCCAUUCAUCUCGCCAAAAUUGAUCAAGUCUUACAGUCUGUCCCAAGUCCUGGAGCAGGCCACCACUAA
This is a messenger RNA of Durio zibethinus, 285 nucleotides long. Lineage: Eukaryota; Viridiplantae; Streptophyta; Magnoliopsida; Malvales; Malvaceae. The record is from RefSeq and is a predicted model, not a curated record.